AUGAAUAUUAGCCACUGGUAUGGUAACAGCAUCAAGAAAUGCGAGAGCAAGGACAGCUGCGACCACGUUGAAUCUUAUAUUAGCAAAUUAAAAAAGCCACCAAUGCAGCAUCACAGGACAACUCUUUAUAAUCUCAAUGUGAAGCGUCAAAUGACACCCGUAUCUUCGUAUUCGUCUCAGUUUAAUCAAUUAAAGGUUAGCAAAGGACGAAGUAGAGAAAAAGAAGGAAAGAAACAGAAUGAGUACUACUCGAAUAAAUUACAGGUAUUGAACGCUCAACCAGAAAUUUAA
Brugia pahangi is the source of this 291-nucleotide messenger RNA. Lineage: Eukaryota; Metazoa; Nematoda; Chromadorea; Rhabditida; Onchocercidae. The record is from the annotation of a GenBank genome assembly.